AUGAGCACCGAGUGCGGCUGGCACCACCUCUCUGUGGGCACAUCUCAGGGGUGAGAAUCACUUCUGUCUGCACUGAGCUGGGACUACAGCAGAACAAUGGUGUGUCACAUUAUGGCAGCGCUCAUCUCUCCUCUAAUGCUCCUCUGCCUCUUCUCAUGUUCUCAACAGCUGAAGCUCAAAGGUCCAGAGGUGACGUCCGGCUUUUCAGGACCGGUGAGGUUGGAAUGCGAGCCUGAUAGAGGAGAUUUCAUGGACUUUGGAGUGUUCUGGUUCCGUCAAAGGAAAGACGCAGAGAAUCCAGAGUCAAUUGUGUUCCUCAGUGUCACAAAGAGGAAAACGUAUAGCGAUCAAAAUAAAGCCAAACAUUUCUUACCAAAUAAGACAGGAUCCGCCUAUACCCUAACCAUCCAAUCGUUUAACCAGACGGACCAAGGAACCUAUUACUGUAUGAUCAAUAAGAACUCAGUGCUUCUCAUCAGCCCGGGUCUCCCACUCCUCUAUCCUGAAGCAACCCAAGCAGCCAAGACUGAAGGGAUGUCAGGAGAUGCGUAUGACUGCUCCUCUAGAAAUACAGCUAAAAGGUUUGAAUUCAUGGUGUUGUCUUGCGAUCCGUACGUCUGGGGCCCUCUGACAGGACUAUGCUGCCUUCUUCUGAUCUGCCUGCUGGUCACUUCCACAAUGCUCUCCUGCAACAUAGGACAACACAACACCCAGCAUGACCUGACACCACAAGCAGAAAAACAACCUAACCACAAGAUGUGUGAGCUGUAGAGGAAGCAGGACGACUGUUCUCCAAAUGAUACAGACCUCUAUAGAGCCAGGCUUACCCCCGCCACAGAAGAUUGUGAUCACUCACUUCUACUCUACAUGUAAUGUAGUGACAUCCACCUGAUGAUACUGAUCUAUUACACAGGGGGCUUCCAAAAACUACAACAGAAGUUGCCUAUAGCAACCAAUCAUCUGCAAGCUAUCGUCUAUCACGUACAUGCUAUAAAAUGAUAGGUAGAAUCUGUUUAGUCGCUAUGGGCAACUUCUCUACAAGAAGGUUUGAUACAUCACCCUACAUACUUUGCCCCCGGAGCAUGAUUUGAAUGCGUUAGGUAUUUAUUUUACACUCCUGUAAUAACAUCCUCCUUCAUCUCAGCUCCCUACUCAUGUGCUAAAUGUUAUUACUAAAUGUAAACAGCCUUAAUACAUCCAAAAACGCACCACUGGACACAGUAAUUUAGGCAGCCAAAUACAGACGUUAUGCCCCUGUAAGAAACUAAACUCAGGAGCAGAUUUAUCAAAGCUUCAAGAGAGAGAAGCUGGGGAUAGAUAAAGUACCAGCCAAUCAGUGUCUCUCAUUUUAUAGGCUGUGUUUGACAAAAUGACAGGAGCUGAUUGGUUGGAACUUUAGCCCUCUCCAAGCUUUGAUAAAUCUGCCCCUUACUUUUAUUGUUCCCAACCUCAGAUAGCCAGCGUAAUUUCCCCCAGGAAUACAAGUAUUACCCAGAUUAAAAACCACUAGGGAAUCAUCAUACCACUAAACGCUAGGACGAUUAUCUCCUUCCAUAACCUCAUGGGGCUUCACAAUCCUGAUGUGCAAUUUAGGGGUCUAUUUACUAAGUAUUGGAGAGAGAUAACGUACCAACCAGCUCCUGUCAUUUUUCUAAACACAGCCUUUAACAUAGCAGUUAGGAGCUGAUUGGCUGGCACUUUAUCUCUCUCCAAUGCUUAGUGAAUCCACCCCUUAGAGACAGUACCAUCAGCCUUGAUUCGGUACGUGCUCCUAAUGUGGGGCAGAGUGCCCUUCCUAAGGAAUUCACCAAACCACUUUCGCAAGUUUGCCAAAGGCUAUAAUUAUAUUAAAUUGGGACUUCAGCACUGCCCUUGUGGCCAGAUAUGAUUUCUCGCUAUCUCAGGAAUCCACUAGAUAUUUUAUUUUCCUUUAUCAUGGAAUAGAUCCAUUGCUACAGUCCCGCUCAUGGGCCCUCAUUCCGAGUUGUUCGCUCGUUGCCGAUUUUCUCUAUUUUGCGAUUAGUCACUUACUGCGCAUGCACAAUGUUCGCAGAGCGCAUGCGCUUAGUUAUUUUACUCAACAGUUAGGUAUUUUACUCACGGCAUUACGAGGAAUUUUCUUCGUUCUGGUGAUCGGAGUGUGAUUGACAGGAAGUGGGUGUUUCUGGGCGGAAACUGACCGUUUUAUGGGUGUGUGUGAAAAAACGCUGCCGUUUCUGGGAAAAACGCGGGAGUGGCUGGAGAAACGGGGGAGUGUCUGGGCGAACGCUGGGUGUGUUUGUGACGUCAAACCAGAAACGAAACUGACUGAACUAAUCGCAGUGGCAGAGUAAGUGUCGAGCUACUCGGAAACUGCUAAGAAAUUUCUAUUCGCAAUUUUGAGAAUCUUUCGUUCGCAAUUCUGCUAAGCUAAGAUUCACUCCCAGUAGGCGGCGGCUUAGCGUGUGCAAUGCUGCUAAAAGCAGCUAGCGAGCGAAUAACUCGGAAUGAGGGCCAUAGUGAGCUACUGAAUCUGGAAAAACAGACCCAGUUAGAAUGCUGGUAUUCAUUAAUUCGCUUGUCCUUCCCUAGGGACAAUUGACAUUUCAGUAUGUGCUACAGAAGGGGAAGUGUUAUGCUGUCACUUUCAUCUGCAAGUGUCUCAGUCACCGACUAACGACCCCCAUACAUCAGCAAUCGAUUGAGGAAAUUUGCAGACGAUUGUGCAAAUAAAUCUGCAAUGUAUGGGACUCACAGAUCGCAGAUUCAGACCAAAAAUCGUUUGGGAUCGUUAAAUCAGGUUGCUGAGUGUGACAGUGCUUUCAUUAAAUGUAGAUCUCAAAUAUAUAGCGGUAAUUCAACAUUACCAUAUUUAUUUAGCUGCCAUUAUUGUGGUCCGUAGCUGAAGGCGCCCAUACAACAGCAAUCCCAGAUUCUGAUAUUUUGUUCCCAGAUUGAAAGAUUCCCCAAUCCACCAGUCUGCAUCCGUACAUUACAGAUAUAUUUCAGAGAGUUGCAGAUGACUUUCAGCUAAUACAGAUCUGCCAAUCUUGAAAGGCUCAUCAGUAAUUGUAUGCAAAUCUGCCGAUUGUUACCAUACACUAGCAAUCUACAGACCCAAUUGAUCUGGGAAUCCAACAUGAUGGACAACCUAAUUUAACAAUUCUAAUCACUUUUUGGUUGGAAUCUGCGAUCGGUGAACCUCAUACAUUGCAGAUUUAUUUGCACAAUCAUCUGCAAAACUCCAAAUUGUCCCAAUUGAUUGAAAUGUACUUACUAUUACUAUCUCCAGAGAACCAACUCAGAAAAUGAGAGACUUCAUGUUACCAUUAGGAAUGGGCUAGGCUGACUGCAGUCAGGGAGAGUGAAUAAAUACCUUGCUGUUACUGUUACAUCAUCACCUUUAUUAUUUAUACCGUGUAAUCAUGAUACUAACAUUAAAAAAAUGUAAAAACA
Molecule: messenger RNA, 3435 nt
Organism: Pseudophryne corroboree (corroboree frog)
Lineage: Eukaryota; Metazoa; Chordata; Amphibia; Anura; Myobatrachidae
Product: T-cell surface glycoprotein CD8 alpha chain-like
Exons: 6
Coding region: 97-771 (224 amino acids)
Biological process (GO): cell surface receptor signaling pathway; cytotoxic T cell differentiation; T cell mediated immunity
Cellular component (GO): external side of plasma membrane
Source: RefSeq, a predicted model, not a curated record